Diorhabda carinulata is the source of this 4207-nucleotide messenger RNA. Its product is annotated as rabankyrin-5. Lineage: Eukaryota; Metazoa; Arthropoda; Insecta; Coleoptera; Chrysomelidae. Gene Ontology annotation, molecular function: metal ion binding; protein binding. The record is from RefSeq and is a predicted model, not a curated record. The transcript is spliced from 16 exons. Bases 118 to 3510 code for a protein of 1130 amino acids.
GCAAAUGUCAAAUGUCUAAUUUUUAGAGGUUAAAUUUUUUUUGGGGUGGUUUAAAGAAAACAAUAAUAAAUAUCUCACCAAUAAUUGUUUUUUAUUCUAACAUAAAAAGUACACAACAUGGCUCAAUCUUCAGAAGUUAUAAAGCUUCAGCAACAUUUAUCUUUGCUGAAACAAGAAUAUUCGAAACUUCUAACUAAAUACAGAGAUAUAGAAUUUAAAUACAACAAUCUGGUAGCUUCAGAUAUUAAAAAUACGGAAGAUACAUUUGCUUCGAGACUUUUGAAGAUGAUUAACAACCUCUACGAUUCAGAAACGUAUAGUGAUAUAAAAAUCAAACUAAAAGAUCGAGAAAUCAACGGCCACAAACUAGUAUUAACCGCUAGAAGUAGUAUGUGGAACGAAAACGUUUUAAUGAAUAAAAAAGAAUUAGAUUGGACCGAAAUUGAUCCAGAAGUUGCCAAUUCCAUAGUUUUGUGGUUGUACACCAACAAUUUAAAUCUAUCAUCUUCAGUUUUAACAUUGAAUCUAAUCAAGAAAGCACACGAGUUUCAAUUGAAUAGCUUAGUCGAGCUAUGUGAACAGUUUUUAAUAUCCGUGGUAAACAUACGAUCAUGCGUUAAAUUUUACUCUGUAGCCGAGGAAAUAGAUGCGAUCAAUUUAAGGGAAUACUGCUCCGGUUUGAUUUCAACUCAUUGGGAUGAUCUCAAUUCAUCAGAUUUCGAUCACAUGUCAGGACCUUUGUUGUACAAGAUGUUGAAAAGCAAAACACAAUUACCCUUACAUUCUGCUGUUAGAUUGCAAAGGGAAGACGUAGUGUUUCUGUGUUUGGUGGAAAAUUCGUCUAAGUUAACGGAUAUAGUGAACCUCUGGAGCCCCAACGGAGAGCUUCCUCUAGAUUUAGCCCUUAGGUCUCACAACGAAAGUAUAGCAGUCACUUUAGUACAACACAACGCAGACAUCAACAUGAGAGAUAAUAAUGGGGAUACUCUAUUACAUCGAGCCAUCAAAACGGAAGAUUCGUUUUCGGCGAUGUUUUUAUUGGAACAAAAUUGCGAUGCAACUUUAUCUACGAGAAAUGAAAAUGAUUCGCCGUUACAUCUAAUCGCCGGGGCCAAUAAUAUCGAAAAUUGCGAGAAAAUAGCCGAGAAGUUGAUUAAUAAAAAUGUCAACGUCAACGCUCAAAAUCGUCAAGGAUUUACUUCUCUUCACAUCUCUAUCCAAGCCGACAACAAACCGAUAUUCCUAUUACUCCUGAAACAAGAUUAUAUCAACGUGAAUCUGAAAACGAACGAAGAACACACCCCGCUAUAUUACGCUUUGUUGAAAUACGAAUCCGGUGACGAUAGCGAAGAAUCUUACGCGGUUCAACUGCUCAAACACGACGUCCAAACCAAUCCGUUGUAUUCUUCGAAUCGCAACAGUUUAUUGCAAGUGCUCAUUUUAGCGGGAGCUAGAAAAGCCGCCGUAUAUUUAUGUGAACAUUUGGCGGGAUAUUUGAAUCACGCUAAUGCAGAAGGUGAAACCGCUUUGCAUUUUGCUUGUUCGAAAAAUUAUAGCGAUCUAGUUAAGGCGUUAUUAAAAAACGGUUGUAAUCCGAAUUUGUUGACGAAUGAAACUCGUCAAUCGGCUUUACAUUACGCCGUUAAAAAUAAUGCCGAAGAUUCGAUUUUGUCUUUGAUCGAUUAUAAUGAACAAUUAGAAAAUUCCGAAACAUCCAAGGACGAUAAAAUGAUGUGCGAUUUCCAUUGUCGAGAUAUAAACGACGAACCGCCGAUUUGUCUUGCUCUCACCGAAAAUCGCAACAAUCUAGUACCGGUUUUAAUAAAGGGUAAAGCCGACAUAAACGUACGUAAUAAUUACGAUCAAUCUUUAUUACAUCAAGCCAUUAUAAAAGAAGACCCGAAAACCGCCAUAUUUUUAUUGAAUCACGGCAUCGACUUCAACGCAAUAACCACCGAAGGAGAAACUCCUUUACAAUUAGCCAUCCAUUGUCGUUUAGGCGAAGUAGUCGACGAUUUGUGUACGAGGGGUGUUGAUAUGUCGGCGCCGGAUAGAUUAGGUAAUUGCGCCCUUUGGGCAGCUCUAGAUUCCGAUCAAGAAGACAUCGCUAGUAUACUCGUCAAACACGGAGCUGAUACGGAUUGUUGGGGUCCGGGACCUGACGGUUGCCGUCAGACGCUUCUUCAUAGGGCGAUAGACGAAAAUAAAGAAUCCGCGGCUAUAUUUUUAAUUCAAUCCGGUUGCGAUUUGAAUUCGCCCAGAAUGCCCGGUCAUAACGGCGAGGGUGGCGAAGAGGCUAAAGAUAAAAAAUCUCCCCUACAUCUUUGUUGUCAAUGGGGAUUGGAACCUGUAGUUAGGACUUUAGUGGAACACAGGGCGAACGUUAAUAUCAGAGACGCCGAAAAUAAAACUCCUUUACAUAUAGCAAUCGAAAAUAAUGAGGACGAAAUAAUAUCCUUGUUGAUAAGCGUACCGGAAAUUGAUUUGAGUCUAAGGGAUAAGAGUGGUUUGAGUCCUUUCGCUACUGCCCUUACUUAUAGGAAUAAUAAAGCCGCUCAGGCGAUUUUGGAUAAAUUACCCAGCGCCGCAGAACAGUUCGAUUCGAAGGGUCAAAAUUUUCUUCAUAUAGCAAUAAAAAAGGGAGACAUAGAAAGUGCCUUAUUUUUGUUGACGGUGCAAGUUGAUGUUAAUUCGAGGGUACAGGAUCCCAUGCUAACGCCCCCGAUACAUUUAGCCGCCAGAUAUGGUAACGAAACUUUAGUUAGGAGUUUGAUACUUGCCGGAGCCAGAGUGGACGAUAGAGAUGCCCAAAAACGAACCGCUUUACAUGUAGCAGCAGAAGCAGGAAACGCUCCCGCCGUCUUGGCGCUUUUACAAAACGACGCCGAUUACGAUGCCGUAGACGUCGAAAACGAUAACGCUUUACAUAUCGCAGUCAGAGAAGGACAUUUGAACGUCGUUAGAACCUUAUUAAUUGAAUCGACAAUAGACGCCGAAGCAGUCAAUUUGAAAGGUCGGAAUCCCUUACACGAAUUAUGUAAAUACGGUAAAGAGAACGCGGCUGCGAUUUGUGAAUUAUUUUUAGAAUGUAUGCCGAAUUAUCCUAUAAAUAGCCCCGAUUUAAUGGGAAAUUCGCCUUUACUGUUAGCAUACAUGAAAGCGAACGCGAACUUGUGCCGAAUAUUGGUGUCGAAAAAAGCUUGUUUAUCUUCGGAAAAUUCCGAAAGGGUGACUAUUUUUAAUUAUCAGGUACCUACUAAGAGACUUCUUUAUCGUCUUCUCGACACGCUCUCUCAGCCCGCACCAUGGACGACGACGGAUUCUUGUCAAGAAUGCGGUAAACAUUUCACCCUCACGGUACGCAUGCAUCAUUGUCGUCAUUGCGGCCGAGCACUUUGUACUAGAUGUUCGGAAAAAGAAGUACCGAUUCUCAAAUUCGGCGAAAACAAACCGGUUCGAGUUUGUAACGUUUGUUUUGAUGUAUUAAAAACAGGAGGUAGUCAAUUUUAACGAUAAUUUUAUUGGAUAAAAAUAAUAUAAACUCAACAACAAAAAAAAUGACAUCAAAUUUUAUCUUAUUAUUUUGUUAAAUUAUUUUAUCAAUCCAAGGUAAUAAUUAGUUAAUUUGUAAGUUUCAUACUAAAUCCGCCAAAAAAGAAUUUUCUUUCAUUAUUAACGAAAACAUACAAAGAAAAAGCAAGAAAAUAACAAAUUUUUAAAAUACUAUCUUUCAUUUGUAGAGAUUAAACCUUUGAUAUACUUCACUGGCAUCUUCUCGAAGAGUAUUUGAUUUAAGUUACUAAAUUAUCUCACAAAUGCUUUAUCCGCAGUAUUCGAAAACAGUCUCUAGGAGUACUCGCUCGAUGUACUUCCUAGCAAUCAGAGCCCCAUUAUAAAUGAAAUGAAUUCCACUCCAAAACAUAAGUGAUCUUCUUUUGAAAGGUAGGGAUUCUCAAAGAAAAUAUUGAGCAAAUCAUCCAAUCGUCGUCACACUCUAUUUCGAUUGUUUGAGUGGUAUGGAGGAUAACAACAGUUCCCCAUUGCUCUACAUUCCAAGGAGAAUGCUGAUCGAUGAAUAAUCGAUUUUCCAGGAAUGCAAUUAUACUUCGUAUUGUGGAGGUGUUGAAUGACUGUUUCUCCAAUCAGUAGCUCGUUUCUGUAUGGACUUAAACCCCCAUACAUGACCAGGUUACUCACAAAAACAAAA